Oryza sativa Japonica Group (Japanese rice) is the source of this 1416-nucleotide messenger RNA. RefSeq names its product zinc finger protein CONSTANS-LIKE 3. Lineage: Eukaryota; Viridiplantae; Streptophyta; Magnoliopsida; Poales; Poaceae. Gene Ontology annotation, biological process: regulation of flower development. Gene Ontology annotation, cellular component: nucleus. Gene Ontology annotation, molecular function: DNA-binding transcription factor activity; zinc ion binding; protein binding. The record is from RefSeq and is a predicted model, not a curated record.
CACCCUCACUCCCACUCACAAACACACACAAUUUAGCUUAGCUUAAGCCACUUGAUCUCAAGCUCAAGCUUAAAAUUAGCUUAAGAUUAAGCCAUUAAUUAGCCAAGCUAACUAAGCAAGCAAGAUCUUGUUGAGGAGAUGAUGGCAAGCGACGGCAGCGCGAGCCCGGCCAGCUGCGGCGGCGCGGCGUGCGGGGUGUGCGGCGGCGCGGCGACGGUGUACUGCGCGGCGGACGCGGCGGCGCUCUGCGUGCCGUGCGACGCCGCGGUGCACGCGGCCAACCCGCUGGCGUCGCGCCACGACCGCGUGCCGCUCGCGGUCGCCAUGGCGGCGGCGAGCUCCGGGGUGUACGACCACCUGUUCGCGCCCGACGACGACGCCGCCUCGUCAUGGGCUGCCGCCGCGGCGGCGGGGGCGGCGGUGCAGGGGCAGGGGCAGGGGAGCCCCAACGACAGCUCGUCGAGCUUCACCAACGACAGCGCCGGCGGCGGCGGCGGCGGCGGCGCCGAGAGGAGCCUCUUUGACCUGCUCUCCGACGUCGACAUCAUGUCCUGCGGCGGCGGCGGCCUCGCGUCGUCGUUCGACGGCGCCGCCGCGCCGCCGCUGUGGCUGCACCCAGGCCAGCUCGCCGCGUUGACGCCGUGGUCACCGGCCGACUCCGUCGUCGUCCCGACCUCGGCGGCCGGCGCGGUCGCCGCGGCGGCGGCGGCGAGGGAGGAGAGGGUGAGGCGCUACCGGGAGAAGCGCAAGAACCGCAAGUUCCAGAAGACCAUCCGCUACGCCUCACGCAAGGCCUACGCCGAGGCGCGGCCGAGGAUCAAGGGCCGCUUCGUCAAGCGCGCCACCACCGCCGCCGCCUCCUCGUCAUCGGACGACGACAGCACGGCCGCCGCCGGAGUCAGCGGCGCCGGCGGCGCCGGCGCCGCCGCCACGAAGGAGGCCAAGUUCUGGCUCUCCUUCUCCGACGACGGCCGCGCCGACGGCGUAGGGUUCUACAUGGACAGCACCACCGCUGCCACCGCGGCCUACGGCGUCGUGCCAACCUUCUAGAAAGUUCCAGAAACCCCUCUCCCAAUGGGCGCCAACGCGGCAACGGCAAUGGCGUUUGCCCGUCUUAAGACAAACAUUAAGAAAAGGGCAACAUGUCAUAAUCUCGCCGUCAUGCUAAUGGUGGCGCAUGGUGUUCAUGUCGUCGUCUUCUUCGCCGUCGCUUUCUGAUUCCGUGGUGGAAACCCGCAUCACUAUUUUUAACUGCUGAUGCGGGUUUUCGGUGGGUGGAAUUCCAAAUUCCAUCGGUUAAAAUUAGGGGGAUUAUUAUUAAUGCAUUGUGACUUUUGUAAGAUAACUCAUGUAGUUAAUUUCUAUGGUUCAGUGCUGAAAUAAUAAAAAAAAUCCAAUGUGAUUUUUCUCUUAUGA